GGAGUAACUUGUGAAGAUUUUCGCAAAGUUUUGGCCCGAUAUUGGGCCAUUUUUCUCUUGUAUGCACGGAAAUGGCUCGAAGAAGCAAAAGAAAUACUGUAGUAGACGACACUAUACCUUUGAUGUGCAUUUUUGAAGGAAUCGAUAAAAAAGAAUAUGUUGAUUAUAUCAUUAAAGUUCAGCGAGGAGCAAAUCCAGAGGACAACUGGCAGGUUUUGCAUCGAUACAGUGACUUUGCAACAUUACAAGCAACAUUGGAGCCCUCAGGCAUUGAGCUUCCUCUUCCACCCAAGAAAGUCUUUGGUAAUAUGGAUAGUACAUUUAUAGCAGAGAGACAACAAGGACUACAGAGCUAUAUUCAUUUCAUCAUGGCACAUCCACUUCUUGCAAGACACAUAUCAGUUAAAAAGUUCUUGGAUCCUGUUAAUUACUCUGAAGAUUUCCAAGAGAAAUCAAUGCAGCACGUAGCAAUGUUUCUACGGUCGGUGCCGAAUUGGGAAAUUGUUGAGCCAYUGCCUGAUAUUGGGUGGAGACUAAGAAAAGACUAUUUUCUGAUUAAACCAACGGAUUCCACUAAAAAAGAUGUGAGAAGCAUCUUGUCUUGGACUGAGUUUGGUUCAGACUUUUGUAUUGAAGAGAAAGACAUGGAAACUCUUAUUAAAGUCUUCCCUAAUAUACAGCAUCCUUAUAUCUAUCCAACUGGUUUUACUACAUCAACUGAACAUGGCAUCAUUACMGUUAGGAAUUUCCUGCCUGAAGGAACAUUGAGAGACAUCCUUUGUAAGGCAAAACCCAAGGURAACCAAUUGAAGAAAUAUGGAACUCCUAAAACUAGAGUACAACUUGCUGUUCCACAGAUACAAAUAUAUGGAAAACAAAUACUAGAGGCUUUGAAAUUUUUACAUGAUAAAGGAUUUCCUUAUGGUCACCUUCAUACUGGUAACAUUGCUAUAGAAGGAAAUGUGUGCAAGUUAUUAGAGAUCGAGAAUGGUUUACUUGGCAUUCCAUCAAUUCACAGAAACAGAUAUGUACCUUACAAGAAGAUAGUGGACAAAGAGUCAGAAGAUGUAUACUGCUUUGCGCAUGUGCUGUAUGAAAUGGCUUUUAGUGAACCUCUCAGGACGUCAACUCUAUCUCAAUURCCUCCCACAUGUCCUAGUGAACUUCGACCGGUUUUAGAGUCUAUUCUCAAUGAAGAAGUACUCAGUAAAAAAGGUCUACCGACUGUCGAAGAGCUCUUAGAAUUACCGUUUUUCAAGUCUGUMAAUCUUCCUCUAACGGAAAAACCAGUCAUGAAGAUUCCCAGCAAAGUAAAAGAAAGCGUUCGAAUGGCAAAGGAAAAAUCUGAACAAAGGCUCAAAGAAGACCAGAAGUUUCUGCGGCAGUUUAGACGGGCAUCUAAGGCGCAUGCGCAUCAUAUGUCAGAAGAAGAGAAAAAGAAGAGAAAGAAGUCUGCGAAAAAGUCUCAUAAGUCAGACUCCUCAGCUCCUGCACCUCAAACAGGCUCUGCUCCAUCAUCACCGCCGCCGACUGUUCGAUCGCAGCCAACAGUCGCACCUGCGGCUCCACCUCCGCCCCAGGCACCCAGGGCGCCUCCACCACCCGCCGCGUCUGCCCAAACCCCUGCGAAAAGCACGUCGCCACCGUCGUCUGCAGGGCGUGGUGCUCUUCUGAGCUCAAUAGCAGGAUUCAGAAAAGGAGGACUGAAGAAGGCCGUAACUGUAGAUAAGAGUGCACCAAAAUUAACGUAAAUUCAUACAUAGUAGAUUAUAGAUUA
This is a messenger RNA of Exaiptasia diaphana, 1777 nucleotides long. Its product is annotated as PX domain-containing protein kinase-like protein. The record is from RefSeq and is a predicted model, not a curated record. Gene Ontology annotation, biological process: early endosome to late endosome transport; protein targeting to lysosome; endosome to lysosome transport. NCBI's taxonomy places the organism in Eukaryota, Metazoa, Cnidaria, Anthozoa, Actiniaria, Aiptasiidae. Gene Ontology annotation, cellular component: extrinsic component of endosome membrane; late endosome; early endosome. Gene Ontology annotation, molecular function: actin binding; phosphatidylinositol binding.